Messenger RNA from Mycetomoellerius zeteki, 2636 nucleotides. RefSeq names its product RING finger protein 10. Lineage: Eukaryota; Metazoa; Arthropoda; Insecta; Hymenoptera; Formicidae. The record is from RefSeq and is a predicted model, not a curated record. Gene Ontology annotation, biological process: positive regulation of transcription by RNA polymerase II. The transcript is spliced from 13 exons. Gene Ontology annotation, molecular function: metal ion binding; transcription cis-regulatory region binding.
CGGUUACGUUCGCCAUUUGGGUCGUGACCACGGAGUCGUGACCGUCAUUAAAGGUUAAGGGCCUGAGAUCGUCGCCCGCGACGAAAGGGGAGGCCGACUGCUCCCUGGAGAACGAGCGUUUCGCUCAUCGCUGUUCGCGUCAUCCCUGUGCAGCACCGCAUCAACUGCCGGCCGUCGUCACAUCGAGACACAUUUUACUACUUUGGCACUGACGAAACAUGGCUUAUUGAAGAAGAUGAAGGGUGCGCGCAAAUAUAUCGUUUCUCCGAGGAGAGGAGACGGAGGAGACUGCAGCUGCGACGAGGCGAGUUACCAGACUGACUACAGUCGAUUCGCAAAUGGAUAUAAAGUCAAAAUUCACGCUGUCCCCUGCGAGGGGGACUGCUGCUGAUGCAAGAAAGAACAAAGAUGUCAAUAACGAGCUCCAUCUGGGAACUUUGCGCAGAAGAGAACUUACUGGCGCCAAUAACGUCCCUGAUAAUGUACAGCCGACAAAGUACAAUGUACAGAAAACAAAAGAUCUUGUUAAGAGACAGAGACCUAAAGGACAAUAUCAUGGCGGUGCAGAGGAGAAUUCCAAGGUAGUGGAGGAGAAGUUGCCUGAGUAUGGCUCAGUAUUGGUUCAAAGAAGCAAAAAGAACGGCAAUCACUUGCUGAAUUUUCAUUACGAGCGAUACGUGAUGCGAGAUGCACAAAACAGGGAUGUAGGGAGACAUAAUUCCAACAGUAAUAGAUUGCUGCCACCAGUGCAGCGGCAUAAAUACAACAAGGAACAAUUUGUACAAGCUAGUUGCCAAUUUGUUGUGACUGCAAGUAGAGAUUACUCCUUGCAUUUGACUAACCCAGAUAUUCUCGUGGAUUGGAAAUCGAUUGAACAAAUUAUAUUACACAAUUCAGAAAAUCUCUCUUGUCCUAUUUGUUUACAUCCACCAAUCGCAGGCAAAAUGACACGCUGUGGUCAUGUUUAUUGCUGGCCUUGUAUUCUCCGUUAUUUACGUUAUUGUCAAGAAACAGGCAAUUAUAAAUGUCCGAUUUGUGAUGAAUAUCUUCACAAAAAUGAUUUGAAGAGCGUGGAUUAGAUUACGCGCAGGUUAUUUAAUUUGGGCGAAACAGUCAAUCUAUGUUUGAUGCGUCGUGAAAAGAAUUCUUUGUUUGCAACGCCUGUGAAAUCUGCUGUUCAAUCCCCGACAACGUUUUUGUCUGUUUCGGAGAAUGCUGAUAAUCAAAUAUAUUCGAAACUUCUUAUCGCAAAUGUGAAUGAUAUUGUAAACAUCUUAGAGUGUGAGAAUUCAGAAUUAGAACUUGAGUUGAAGAUUAAUCCAGCCAUGGCUCUUGAUAUCAAGCAAGCGCUCAGUGAAUUAUCAAAGAGGAAAGAAAAACUAUUGUGGCAGAUUGCAGAAUCUAAAGAUGCUCCAUUGACUGAAAAUAUAACGGAAAAAGAAACUGCUGAAGAAACAUCGCAAAAAUAUGAAGUAGAUGUUGAUACAUGCAAAGAUGAUGACAAGUUUUUAGCAAAACAGUCUUCGACAGACAGUGUUUCCAGUGAUAGCCAGACUGCUUCAAGUCCUAGCAAAUUUUCUUACUUUUAUCAAGCGGAGGAUGGACAGCAUAUGUAUCUACACGCGGCGAAUGUGAAAAUGCUGGAAAUGCAGUAUGGCAGUUUGGAAUACUGUCCUCCUGUAAUUACGGGUAAGCUUCUCGAAAAGGAAGCAAGCAUCUGCACGGAAGAGUUAAGACGAAGAUUACGGUAUCUUUACCACUUACCACUUACUUGUCCAUUUGAAUUGGCUGAAAUCGAGUUAAAACCACCAUUAGUAUCAGGGGAAGUCCUUCGUGCUUUUCAUGAGCAACUAAAUUCGAGACAGAAGUACAGAGAACAAAGAGAACGCGAAGAAAGAAAAAGAGAGAAAAAGAUAAUCGAAGAAGAAAAUAGACAAAUUGGCAUAUAUCCAACGCCCGACAUAGAUAUUGAAUCCUAUCAACAUUUUCCUCAAUUGCAAUCAGAAUUACAAUUGUCCAACGAGAACGUUCUGUCACCUUCUGAAUCAGUUAUGUCAAGUAUUGCUAGUAGUCCAGUUUUGAGUGCGUUUGAAGAAAUUGCUCCAAAACAAGAAACGGAUCAUUCGCGCGAACAAACUCGAACAUUCGCGGACAUAACAAAGAUAUCAACAAUACCAACAAAGAUGUCUAAUAAAUCCGCCAAUGUAUGGCCAGUCGUAAGAUCAAAGACGCACUCUAGUACGACAAAUGCAUGCUUCAACAAAGACGAAGAAGUAUUGUCAAAAACGCAUAAGUCGACUAAUGCUUGGCCGCCUGUUAAAUCAGGAAUGUUCGCUGGUACACCAGGUACCUCGAUUAAUGAAGAUGGGAAGAAAACGUACGUUUCUGAAGAAGCAAAAGACGAAAGUAAUGCGUUUGGCAAAAAGAAGAAGGCUAAAAAGAAAGGAAAAGGAACCGUACUAUUCACAACUGCUCUUGCCACCAUUGUUUGAUGUACUAAAAAUACGUACGGCAUACGUAUUAAAUAUCCUUAUUUGUCUAUACUGAAAUUGUAAUUAUUUGCUAUAGAAAAAGAAAAGAUUGUUUGCCAAAGUUCUCGAUAUUGCGCUCACAAAUAAAAUUUUACUUCAUUUAAA